This is a messenger RNA of Ilex paraguariensis (yerba mate), 2392 nucleotides long. The record is from the annotation of a GenBank genome assembly. NCBI's taxonomy places the organism in Eukaryota, Viridiplantae, Streptophyta, Magnoliopsida, Aquifoliales, Aquifoliaceae.
CCUGCAUACACACUUUUGAGAAAGAUAGAUAUAGACCCACAUAGAUAUAUUCAUAUAUAUAUACGAUUUGUGUGUGUGUGUGUGUGUGUGUGUGAGAGAGAGAGAGAGAGAGAGAGAGAGAGAGAGAGAGAGAGAUGCGGAACAGAGGUUGUUGUUCUGAUCUGGUUUGUAACUAUGGGUACAUUGUGGGAAUUGUAUUUCUGAGCGUUUGGAUCAACGGAGUGAGAGGUUCGAUCCACGAAUACAAGAACGAAGCUUUCAUUCCUCGUUUCAAUUCCUUCUUCUUCCACGGAGGUAGUGAGGGACUCUAUGCUUCCAAAAUCGUCGACACCACCGAAGAUAAACCCCUCAAUGGCAAGUCCUUCAUCAGGUUUGAGUCUAUUACCUUUCGAAGGACAGAGGAGAUUUCCAAUAAACAGAAUGAGAUGCAGCAAAGUACUGGAUUGGUUGAAGCCAUAAUAGUUGAGGUCAAAGACAGGGAUAAGAUUGGUGGCGCUUAUCUAAAUUCCGAUGCAAUAUGUUGUUCCCCAGCUCUUGCCAAUGAUGGAUCCUGCAAGUUAGGAGAGGUUAUUAUCCGCCAAGAUCCUGAUAACCCUGGCUGGCCAAAACGGAUUCCCACCCCCUUUGAAGGAAAAAACAACGAUGCCAACAUGGAGCUUCAAACUAUUGAGGUCAAUAAGACUGGAAUGUACUAUUUGUAUUUUAUCUUUUGUAACCCUGAACUCAAGGGAACAUUAAUAAGUGGGAAAACUGUUUGGAGGAAUCCAGAAGGUUAUCUACCUGGGAAGAUGGCACCACUGAUGACAUUUUAUGGCUUUAUGUCUCUCGCAUACCUUGUUCUUGGUCUUCUAUGGUUUCUUCAAUUCGUGCAACACUGGAAGGAUAUAAUACAAUUGCACUACCACAUCACAGCUGUGAUUGGUCUGGGAAUGUGUGAAAUGGCUCUCUGGUAUUUUGAAUAUGCAAAUUUCAAUGCCACUGGAAGCAGACCAAUGGGAAUUACUCUUUGGGCUGUUACCUUCAGUGCUUUCAAGAAGACAGUUGCUCGUCUUCUUCUUUUAGUGGUUUCUAUGGGUUAUGGUGUUGUACGACCCACCCUAGGAGCUAUAACUUCAAAACUGAUUCUUCUUGGUGUGACAUACUUUGUGGCUUCUGAGGCUCUUGAGCUUGUUGAACAUUUGGGGAAUAUCAAUGACUUUUCUGGAAAAGCAAGGGUUUUUCUGGUGCUACCGGUUGCUGUAUUGGAUGCCUGCUUUAUCCUUUGGAUCUUUUCGUCAUUAUCUAAAACUUUGGAGAAACUUCAGAUUCGGAGAAGCAUGGUCAAACUUGACCUCUACAGAAAGUUUACAAAUUCUCUAGCAGUAUCAGUCCUUUUUUCUGUUGCUUGGAUUGGAUAUGAGUUGUACUUUAACGCAAGUGACCCAUUGAGUGAACUGUGGCGAAGAGCCUGGAUCAUCCCAGCUUUCUGGACUAUGCUGGCAUACAUACUUUUGUGGGUGAUCUGCAUUCUCUGGGCUCCUUCAAAUAACCCAACUAGGUAUGCAUACUCAGAGGAGACUGGCGAUGACCUUGAUGAGGAGGGUAUUUCUCUAACUGGCGCCGGAGGAAAGGUGGCUGCAGAAUUAUCAACCAAGAUGGAAAGAAAGGAAAGGAAGGCAUCAAUUGCAGCAGAUCAUUUGUUUGGGCUAGGAGAAGAUCUCGAGGAGGACAAGAGAGAAUGAUGCACAUCUUCAGAUCAUAGCAUUCCACAUAGAUUGAGAAGUUCGCCAUUUUAUAUACCUUUUGAUUCUUUUUCAGUAAAAAGGACUGAGGAAAACAAGUGCAAUAAUAUGAUCAAAUGGCAAAUUUACAGCCCAGAUCAGGCCCGUCUGCCACAUUCUUCAAGGCCAUCGUUAGAAAUUAAAUGUGAAAGAGGGUUUUUGGGUAGGUGAUAUGAUAGUUAGCCCUGUGUUGUCCUUAGUGACAUAUUACUGGAAGAAAUGUUAGAAGUGUUUAGAAGGAGAGCUUGGUAGGAGCUCUUUCCCUGAAAAGAGGCAUGUGAUCAACCAGGUUGAUGAGAACCUAUUGUGGGUUGGAGAAAGGAAUUUAAACCAUUAAGGCACUUUUCACCUUGUUUCAACCUGGACAGGGCAAGACCAUGUCCAACUAUUGUCUGAGAGAAUGACUUAUAUUCUUGCCAUUGUAUCGGAUGUGAUAUCCCUCCUGAAGUUUUUUAUGAUUCUUGAUAUGAUCUGAAGACUCUUGAUGUUGAAUUUUGAUGCUUCAGUGCUUGAACUCAUUCCUGUUUGCUCAUUUUGGCAAAUCUCCAUGAUAUUGCUUGUCCUAUGAUGAACUCUUCGCUCUUGCUUUAAAUGUUAGCAACAACAUUUGUACUGUUAGAAGAGAGAUUUCA